AUGGCAACGGGCUAUUCCACGGGUGCAUCACCUUUUGGUUUGGAUGACAAUAGUCACAAUGAUUCAAUUCAUCAUCGUCACCAAAAACAACACAACCAGAGCCCUGAUUCUUUGGAUGUUUAUGAACAAGACGAUAUUGAAAUUGAGGAUAUCAUUCAAAAGACAUCGCAACUUCACAUCAAUACUCCCACGUCAACAAGAAUAAAAAACUUUUUCUUCCCCUCAUCAAGACGUCACAAUGCAAAUUCAUCGUCACAUUCCCCACAAUUGAGGGAAGUGUUUAUUAAAACCAUUAAUCCGCUAAUAUUAACCGCAAUUUCAAGUUUCGUUCGACUUUAUCGUAUUGACGUGGCCAAUAGCGUUGUAUGGGACGAAGCACAUUUUGGAAAGUUUGGUUCACAAUACCUUAAACGACAGUUUUAUUUUGACGUGCAUCCACCAUUGGGUAAAUUGUUAAUAGGAUUGUCGGGAUAUUUGGCUGAUUACGAUGGCAGUUUUGAAUUUGAAAGUUCAAAUGUUUAUUCUGAUAAUGUUAAUUACGUGUUUAUGAGAAUUUUCAAUUGCUUUUUCGGAAUUCUUGUUACACCGUUAGCAUACAAAACUGCUGUAUUACUAGGGUAUAACCAGUUUACUUGUUGGUUGAUUGCCUUUAUGGUAAUUUUUGAACAAUUGUCUUUGACAUUAUCAAAGUUUAUUUUAUUGGAUUCAAUGUUACUAUUUUUCACGGUUUUGACAAUGUAUUGUUUGAUUAAAGUACACACUUUAGCUAUGGCCCGUGGUGGUAGCAAUACCAGGCCACCAUUAACGAAAUUGGAAAUCAAAUGGUUUAUUCUAGCUGGUAUUUCAAUAGGGUGUGUCUGUUCUGUUAAAUGGGUAGGAUUAUUUGUUACAGCUCUAGUUGGAUUUUAUACAAUUUUUGACUUAUGGCUUAAGUUUUAUCAAACUUUCGCUAUCGACGACAAGUCUCCUAAAAAAAUGUCAGUUGGCAGUUAUUUAAUUCAUUGGGCUGUUAGAAUUGUUACAUUGAUAAUUAUCCCCAUAACAAUUUAUGUUGCCACUUUUAAAGUACAUUUUAUGGUAUUGAAUCAUACCGGGCCUGACGAUGGUACCUUAUCAACUUUAUUACAAGGAUCAUUAAUAGGAAAUGAUCUACAAUCCGGCCCUAGAUCAGUGGCUUUUGGGUCAUUGGUUACUAUUAGAUCACAAGGAUUAUCGCCUAAUCUUAUUCAUUCACACCCCCAUAACUAUCCUCAAGGGUCACAAGAGCAACAAGUAACCACAUAUGGGUUUAAGGACGAUAAUAAUGAGUUUUUGUUUGAGUUUGGUGUUGAUGCCGGGUUACGCAAUCAACACGCGACAUUAGAAAAUGGAAAUAGUACUGCGAGUGGUGGUGAGGAUGACGAUGAUGAUUAUUACCAUGUAAUAAUUCAUGAUGGUGAUACUGUGAGAAUCAACCACAAAAACACCGGGUGCUAUUUACGAGCCAAUGCUGUAGGUGCUCCUGUGACUUCAAGUAGUUAUGAAGUGUCAUGUUUUGGUGAUGUUGAAAGUAAUGAUUGGGCAGAUGAAUGGGUAAUAGAAAUUCAAACACAAGACCAAUCACCGGAUCCAAUUUUCCAGGAUGAAGACCGGCUGGAAAUACACUCAGUGUCGACUAGUUUCCGAUUGAAACACAAACAAUUAGGAUGCUAUUUGGCUACCACUGGGAAAUCGUACCCAGCGUGGGGGUAUCAACAGGGUGAAGUUGUUUGCAAAUAUUCUGUUUUCAGUCGUGAUAAAAAUACGUGGUGGAACAUUGAAAAACAUGUUAAUGAUAAAUUGCCAUUACCACCAACUGAAUAUGUGCCACCAAAACCAAAAUUCUGGAAAGAGUUUAUUCUUUUGAACUACGCCAUGAUGGCAUCCAACAAUGCCUUGAUCCCUGACCCAGACCGAUUUGAUAAACUCAGUUCUGAGUGGUGGGAAUGGCCAAUAUUGAACACUGGCCUCAGAAUGAAUAGUUGGGGUGACGCCGAUAUUAAAUAUUUUCUUUUGGGUAAUCCAUUGAUCACUUGGUUGUCAACAAUGGCGUUGAUUGCAUGUCCCGUUUACUUAUUGAUUGUUGGCAUCAAAUAUCAACGACAAUGGAUAUCAUUAUCAGCAACAGACGCUAGCAACACCAAUUCAGUGAACAAGCAGACAUUAUCAUUACUAUCGGCUCGAGCAUUGCUUCCAUUGGCAGGGUGGGUUUUGCAUUAUGUUCCGUUUAUUUUAAUGGGAAGAGUCAAGUAUCUUCAUCAUUAUGUCCCAGCAUUAUAUUUUGCCAUCUUUAUUGCUGGGUUUAUUGUUGAUGCCAUAGUAAAUUUGGAUUUUUCUUAUCAUAACAAUAAAUUUCAGUAUAUAUUCAAAGUGGUGAUCUACUCAACGUUAUACUUGGUGAUUUGCAUAAGUUUUUGGUAUUUCAAAGAUCUUUCUUUUGGUAUGGAGGGGUCAUCGGUUGCUUUUCGACACUUACGACUUUUAGGUUCAUGGAUGAUAUAA
Messenger RNA from Candida dubliniensis CD36, 2520 nucleotides. RefSeq names its product dolichyl-phosphate-mannose-protein mannosyltransferase (gene PMT6). The record is from RefSeq and is a predicted model, not a curated record. The transcript has a single exon. Bases 1 to 2520 code for a protein of 839 amino acids. Gene Ontology annotation, biological process: protein O-linked glycosylation via mannose. Gene Ontology annotation, cellular component: membrane; endoplasmic reticulum. NCBI's taxonomy places the organism in Eukaryota, Fungi, Ascomycota, Pichiomycetes, Serinales, Debaryomycetaceae. Gene Ontology annotation, molecular function: dolichyl-phosphate-mannose-protein mannosyltransferase activity.